AUGCGUCGUAUGUGCGUUGACUAUGCCAGGUACCAACUGCUGAGGUGUUCCUCAGAAACAUGCAAGGAAGCGAUGCCAAAUGACGCAUGUCCGUGGAAGGGGCUCACGUGUCAAAGUGUUGACCGCGUGACGGUCAUGGAGACUGAUAAUUAUGAGACGUUGGUGAGAGAGCCUCAAAAAGCCAAGUUGACUCCCCGACUCGAGGACUACGGCCGUGAAAUGGCAACACAAGGGCUGAAGCCCGUUCGGAUUCGCAAUGAGAUGGCUCGUCGGUUUGGGUUGGCGGAGGCGGAGAUACCGAUACUGCGCCAGGUGCAAUGGCUUGUCAGCAGCUAUUCAAAGAAGAAUAUGCACCGCAAUGACGAUCAUGACGAAAUACUGGACCAAAUCGAUCAACUGCCUUACGGUCCGACCGUCUCAGACACGAGCCAUUUCAUUCGAAUAGAAGCGUGA
Phytophthora nicotianae INRA-310 is the source of this 453-nucleotide messenger RNA. RefSeq lists its product as hypothetical. The transcript has a single exon. The record is from RefSeq and is a predicted model, not a curated record. The coding region runs from base 1 to 453 and encodes 150 amino acids. NCBI's taxonomy places the organism in Eukaryota, Oomycota, Peronosporomycetes, Peronosporales, Peronosporaceae.